AUGGUGUUGACAAAAAAUCCAUCGAAAUACCUGCGAACUAUAACUAGUUAUAGAAAGCCCGGGCCUUUAAGUGCUAACCAAGCCGGUCCAUCAAGUGCCGGACCGAGUAUUAUUGUACCAGAUACUCCAGGCCCGACGUCUACAGUUCCCCAUACUUGUGUGGACAUCAAUGGCGUACGCCGAGUCCCGAUAGGUAAAGGCAAAGCCAAAACUCGGCUCAGGAAGGCGACGGUGCCUAAGCGGCGUAGUGGAAUCACUGUUCCACGGGUCCCGCCGCCACCAGAGACUAUCCCGAGACGUCAGAAACGCAAAAACCGGGUACUAAAGGACAUUAAGUACCUCCAGAAGACCACCCACACCCUAAUUAAAAAGUUACCAUUCCAGAGAUUAAUCCGCGAAAUCGCCACAGACAUCCUGUUCGGCCUCCGUUUCCAAUCGGCGGCCAUAUGA
Molecule: messenger RNA, 450 nt
Organism: Medioppia subpectinata
Lineage: Eukaryota; Metazoa; Arthropoda; Arachnida; Sarcoptiformes; Oppiidae
Source: the annotation of a GenBank genome assembly